AUGGAUUUUCCUCCACCCCCUCCGCCGCCCCCUCCGCCAGGUGGUCCUCCCCCAGGCCCUCCAGGCUCCGGAUAUGCGCCGCCGCCGCCGCCACCGCCUCCGCCUCCAGGCCCGCCAGGCCCGCCUGGUACUGUUGGCCCCCCCGGUAUGCGCCCACCAGUCGAUCCACAAAUCGCCAAGUUCGCACAGAAGAAGAAGGACUGGUUACGGCAACAGCGUCAGAGAUUUGGUGAAAAGCGCAAGGCUGGAUUUGUCGAGACGCAAAAGGCGGAUCUUCCUCCAGAGCACUUGCGCAAGGUCUUUAGAGAUAUUGGCGAUGUGUCUCAGAAGAAGUUUACCUCGGACAAGCGAAGCUAUCUUGGUGCACUCAAGUUCAUGCCACACGCUGUUCUGAAGCUCCUAGAAAACAUGCCCAUGCCUUGGGAAAGUAGACGCGACGUAAAAGUCCUCUACCACACCAACGGAUGCCUGACGCUGGUCAACGAAGUACCGCGUGUAAUUGAGCCCAUUUUCCACGCGCAAUGGGCCGCCAUGUGGCUGGCCAUGAGGAAAGAGAAGAGCGACCGUCGCCAUUUCAAGCGAAUGCGCUUCCCACCUUUUGACGACGAAGAGCCCCCACUGUCGUACUCGGAGAACAUUGAGGAUGUGGAGCCUUUGGAACCCAUCCAGCUGGAACUCGACGAAGAUGAGGACAGCCCAGUAUACGAGUGGUUCUACGACCAUCGCCCCCUUCUCGAUACCCCACAUGUCAACGGGCCCAGCUACGAGACCUGGAAUCUCGAUCUUCCUCAGAUGGCGACUCUGUACCGUCUGAGCAAGCAGCUUCUCAGUGACAUUGUAGACAAGAACUAUUUCCACAUGUUCGACAUCAACAGCUUCCAGACUGCAAAAGCACUCAAUGUUGCGAUUCCUGGAGGGCCUCGCUUUGAGCCCCUGUACAAGGACAUUGACCCUAAUGAUGAAGACUUUGGCGAGUUCAACGCCAUCGACCGCAUUAUCUUCCGAUCUCCUAUCCGUACUGAAUACCGUGUGUCAUACCCAUACCUUUACAACUCGCUGCCCCGAAGUGUCAAGCUGGCUUGGUACUCCUACCCACAGGUCGUCUAUGUCCGUGCAGAAGACCCCGAUCUUCCAGCAUUCUAUUUCGAUCCUGGAAUUAACCCCAUCUCUUCAAGAGCCGUUGCUCCCAAGAAUCUUUCUGUGAGCCAUGAGGACACCGUCUUCGGGGAUGCCGACGAAGAUGAUGAGGACGACUUCCAGAUGCCAGAAGACAUGGAGCCGUUCAUGGCUGAUGAGGAGAUUUCAACACCAGAGACUGCUUCCGCUAUUGCCCUUUGGUGGGCACCCCACCCAUUCGACAAGCGCUCCGGUCGCAUGGUUAGGGCACAGGAUGUUCCUCUGGUUAAGCAAUGGUACCUCGAGCACGUACCAGCCGGUCAGCCAGUCAAGGUUCGGGUCUCGUACCAAAAGCUGCUAAAAACCUAUGUUCUGAAUGAGCUGCACAAGAAGCCACCUCAGGCACAGAACAGGCAGAAUCUGAUGAGGACGUUGAAGGGCACCAAGUUCUUCCAACAGACCAAGAUUGACUGGGUUGAGGCUGGUCUGCAAGUUUGCCGUCAAGGUUACAACAUGCUGAACCUGCUCAUCCAUCGCAAGAACUUGACUUACCUGCAUCUUGACUACAACUUCAACUUGAAGCCUGUCAAGACUCUUACCACCAAGGAAAGAAAGAAGUCGCGUUUCGGAAAUGCUUUCCAUCUGAUGCGUGAAAUUCUGAGGUUAACAAAGCUUAUUGUUGAUGCCCAGGUGCAGUACCGCCUAGGCAACAUUGACGCCUUCCAGCUUGCUGAUGGUAUCCUCUACGCCUUCAACCACGUUGGUCAAUUGACCGGUAUGUACCGGUACAAGUACAAGCUGAUGCACCAGAUUCGUUCCUGCAAGGAUCUCAAGCAUUUGAUCUACUACCGAUUCAACUCUGGCCCCGUCGGCAAGGGUCCUGGUUGCGGUUUCUGGGCUCCUGCCUGGAGAGUGUGGCUGUUCUUCAUGCGAGGCAUUAUCCCUCUUCUUGAGCGCUGGCUCGGCAACUUGCUCUCACGUCAAUUCGAGGGCAGACACAGCAAGGGUGUUGCAAAGACGGUCACCAAGCAGCGAGUAGAAUCUCACUUUGAUUUGGAGCUUCGUGCUGCCGUCAUGAGCGAUCUCAUGGACAUGAUGCCCGAGGGUAUCAAGCAGAACAAGGUCAACACUGUGUUGCAGCACCUGUCAGAAGCAUGGCGCUGCUGGAAGAGUAACAUUCCGUGGAAGGUUCCUGGUCUGCCCGCACCCAUUGAGAACAUUAUUUUGCGCUACGUCAAGAGCAAGGCUGAUUGGUGGAUCUCGGUUGCCCACUACAACCGUGAGCGUAUUCGACGAGGUGCCACUGUGGACAAGACUGUCGCUAAGAAGAACCUGGGACGGUUGACUCGUCUGUGGCUCAAGGCAGAACAGGAGCGCCAGCACAACUACAUGAAGGAUGGUCCUUAUGUCUCUUCUGAGGAGGCUGUUGCCAUCUACACGACCAUGGUGCACUGGCUGGAAGCCAGAAAGUUCCAACCGAUUCCGUUCCCCAGUGUCUCGUACAAACACGACACCAAGAUUCUCAUCCUAGCGUUGGAACGUCUUAGGGAAGCCUACUCUGUCAAGGGCCGUCUCAACCAGAGCCAGCGUGAAGAGCUUGCGCUCAUUGAGCAGGCUUACGACUCUCCUGGAACAACGCUGGCUAGGAUUAAGCGCUUCUUGCUUACACAGCGUGCGUUUAAGGAGGUUGGCAUCGACAUGAACGACAACUACAGCAGCAUUAACCCAGUGUACGACAUUGAGCCAAUGGAGAAGAUUACGGAUGCAUACCUCGAUCAAUACCUGUGGUACCAGGCCGACCAGCGACACCUAUUCCCGGCUUGGAUCAAGCCUUCAGACUCCGAGGUGCCGCCUCUCUUGACGUACAAAUGGGCCCAGGGAAUCAACAACCUAGAUCAAGUCUGGGAGACCAAGGAUGGCGAAUGCAACGUCAUGAUUGAGACCCAGCUUUCCAAGGUCUACGAGAAGAUUGAUUUGACCAUGCUGAACCGUCUGUUGCGCCUCAUCAUGGACCACAACCUGGCAGACUACAUCACAGCCAAGAACAACGUCCAGCUCAACUACAAGGACAUGAACCACGUCAAUGCUUAUGGUAUGAUCCGUGGUCUGCAGUUCUCUGGCUUCGUAUUCCAGUACUACGGUCUCGUCCUGGACAUUUUGCUGUUGGGUCUGCAGCGCGCAAACGAGAUUGCUGGUGCCCCUGAGAGCCCCAACGACUUUUUGCAGUUCAAGGAUCGCGAGACCGAGGUCCGUCACCCCAUUCGACUGUACACAAGGUACAUUGACCGCAUCUGGGUCUUUUUCAGAUUCACAGCCGAGGAGUCACGAGACCUGAUUCAGCGAUUCUUGACGGAGAACCCUGAUCCCAACUUUGAGAACGUUAUUGGGUACAAGAACAAGAAAUGCUGGCCACGUGAUUCGAGGAUGCGAUUGAUGCGCCACGACGUCAAUCUUGGUCGUGCAGUCUUCUGGGACCUCAAGAACCGACUGCCGCGUUCGGUGACGACGAUUGAGUGGGAUGACACUUUUGCCAGUGUCUACAGUCGCGACAACCCCAACCUGCUCUUCUCCAUGAACGGUUUCGAAGUGCGUAUCUUGCCCAAGAUCCGAAACUUGACUGGCGAGUUCCCUGUCAAAGACAGUGUCUGGUCUCUUGUGGACAAUUCUACAAAGGAGCGCACAGCCGACGCGUUCUUGCAAGUGACGGAGGAAGACAUUCAGAAAUUCAACAACCGCAUCCGACAAAUUUUGAUGUCUUCUGGAUCGACAACCUUUACCAAGAUUGCCAACAAGUGGAACACGACUCUCAUUGCGCUGUUCACAUACUACCGUGAAGCGGCGGUGUCCACGGUCAACCUGCUUGAUACUAUUGUCAAGUGCGAGACCAAGAUUCAGACCCGUGUCAAGAUUGGCCUGAACUCCAAGAUGCCGUCUCGUUUCCCUCCUGCCGUGUUCUACACGCCCAAGGAGCUUGGUGGUCUUGGUAUGAUUUCCGGAUCUCACAUCCUCAUCCCGACAAGCGACAAGCGAUGGUCUAAACAAACCGACACUGGUGUUACGCAUUACCGUGCCGGUAUGUCGCACGACGAGGAGACUCUUAUUCCCAACAUUUUCCGGUACAUCAUCCCAUGGGAGUCUGAGUUUGUCGACUCGCAGCGUGUAUGGAUGGAGUACUCGCAGAAGCGCCAAGAGGCUCAACAGCAAAACCGACGUCUGACUCUUGAGGACUUGGAGGAUAGCUGGGACCGUGGUCUGCCCCGUAUCAACACGCUGUUCCAGAAAGACCGUAGUACGCUCAGUUUUGAUAAGGGUUUCCGUGCCCGGACCGAGUUCAAGAUUUACCAACACAUGAAGAGCAAUCCUUUCUGGUGGACAAGCCAGCGACACGACGGCAAAUUGUGGAAUUUGAACAGUUACAGAACUGACGUCAUCCAGGCUUUGGGUGGUGUGGAGACCAUUUUGGAACAUACACUUUUCAAGGCCACGGCAUUCCCAUCCUGGGAAGGACUUUUCUGGGAGAAGGCCUGUCUUGCCAAUGCGAGUGGUUUCGAAGAGAGUAUGAAGUUCAAGAAGCUUACCAACGCCCAACGUUCCGGUCUCAACCAGAUUCCCAAUCGUCGAUUCACGCUAUGGUGGUCUCCUACAAUCAACCGUGCAAACGUCUACGUAGGUUUCCAGGUCCAACUUGAUCUUACGGGCAUCUUCUUGCACGGUAAGAUUCCAACCCUCAAGAUUUCGCUUAUUCAGAUCUUCCGAGCCCAUUUGUGGCAGAAGAUUCACGAGUCGGUCGUUAUGGAUCUGUGUCAAGUCUUUGAUCAGGAACUUGAGGCGCUGGGUAUCGAGACUGUCCAAAAGGAGACGAUUCAUCCUCGUAAGUCAUACAAGAUGAACAGCUCUUGCGCCGACAUUCUCCUCUUUGCCAGCCACAAGUGGAGUGUCUCGCCACCAUCCAUGUUGUACGACACCAAGGACACGAUGACUGCAACCACUACCAACAAAUUCUGGAUUGAUGUUCAGCUGCGAUAUGGUGACUAUGAUUCUCACGACAUUGAACGAUAUGUGCGCGCCAAGUACCUCGACUACACUCAAGACAGCAUGAGUAUCUAUCCAUCUGCCACUGGUCUCAUGAUUGGCAUUGAUCUGGCAUACAACCUCUACUCUGCCUACGGACAGUACUUCCCUGGUCUUAAACAGCUGAUCCAGCAAGCCAUGGCGAAGAUCAUGAAGGCCAACCCAGCUCUCUACGUUCUCCGCGAGCGUAUCAGGAAGGGUCUUCAGCUGUACGCCUCUGAGAGCUCUCAGGAGUUCCUCAACUCCCAGAAUUACUCGGAACUGUUCAGCAACCAGAUUCAGCUUUUCAUUGACGACACCAACGUUUACCGUGUGACGAUCCACAAGACUUUUGAGGGUAACUUGACGACUAAGCCCAUCAACGGUGCCAUCUUCAUCUUCAACCCCCGAACUGGUCAGCUGUUCUUGAAGAUUAUCCACACAAGUGUCUGGGCCGGCCAGAAGCGUCUUGGUCAGCUAGCCAAGUGGAAGACUGCCGAAGAAGUGGCGGCUCUCAUUCGAUCAUUGCCUGUCGAAGAACAACCAAAGCAACUGAUUGUCACUCGUAAGGGCCUGCUUGAUCCUCUCGAAGUGCACCUGCUCGACUUUCCCAACAUUUCCAUUCGCGCGUCAGAGUUGCAGCUACCCUUCCAGGCUGCGAUGAAGGUGGAGAAGCUUGGUGACAUGAUUCUGCGAGCCACAGGACCUCAGAUGGUGCUUUUCAACCUGUACGACGAGUGGUUGAAGACAAUCUCCUCAUACACUGCUUUCUCGAGAUUGAUCCUGAUCCUACGUGCGCUCCACGUCAACCAGGACAAGACCAAGCUGCUCCUGCGUCCUGACAAGACUGUCAUCACCCAAGAGCAUCACAUUUGGCCUUCUCUGACAGAUGAGGACUGGAUCAAGGUUGAAGUCCAACUCCGAGAUCUCAUCUUGCUCGACUACGGAAAGAAGAACAAUGUCAACACGUCGUCGCUUACUAGCAGUGAAGUGCGCGAUAUCAUCUUGGGUAUGGAGAUUUCAGCUCCUUCGAUGCAACGUCAACAAGCUGCCGAGAUCGACAAGCAACAGGAAGAGCAACAGCAGCUGACUGCCGUCACCACCAAGACUCAGAACAUCCACGGUGAGGAGAUGGUCGUCACGACAACUUCGCAGUAUGAGCAGGCUUCGUUUGCCUCGAAGACGGAGUGGCGCACGAGGGCCGUGGCCACAUCCAACCUGCGCACUCGUGCCAACAACAUCUACAUCAACUCUGAAGAUGUCAAGGAGGAAGGCCACUUUACCUACGUCAUGCCGAAGAAUGUGCUUAAGCGAUUCAUCACCAUUGCCGAUCUUCGUGUUCAGGUCGCGGGUUACCUUUACGGCAGGUCGCCGCCUGACAACGACCAAGUCAAGGAAAUUUGCACCAUUGUCAUGGUCCCUCAAGUCGGCAACACUCGCGACGUGCAGCUGCCAAAGGAGCUGCCAAAGCACGAGUACCUGGACAACCUGGAGCCUCUGGGUAUCAUUCACACUGUCAGUGGAAACGAGCCGCCGUACAUGCAGGCCAGCGAUGUCACUCAGCACGCUCGUCUCAUGAAUCAGCAUGCUACCUGGGACAAGAAGACUGUUUCAAUGACUGUAUCCUUUACUCCCGGUUCCGUCUCACUCGCCGCCUGGGCCCUCACACCCAACGGCUACAAGUGGGGCGCGGAGAACAAGGACACCAUGUCCGACAACCCGGCGGGCUUCAGCACCAGCUUCGGUGAAAAAUGCCAGUUGCUGCUGUCCGACAAGAUUCGCGGCUACUUCCUCAUUCCCGACAACGGCAUCUGGAACUACAGCUUCAUGGGCAGCGCCUUCGGCUCGGUGGAGAAGAAACCAGUGCACGUGCGCCUCGACACACCAGCCCGCUUUUACGACCCCGUUCACCGACCGCUACACUUCCACAACUUUGCCGAGCUCGAGGAUGUAUGGGUCGACCGCGAGAACCAAUUUGAGUAA
This is a messenger RNA of Exserohilum turcica Et28A, 7149 nucleotides long. RefSeq lists its product as uncharacterized. The record is from RefSeq and is a predicted model, not a curated record. Gene Ontology annotation, molecular function: U2 snRNA binding; U6 snRNA binding; U5 snRNA binding. The transcript has 3 exons. Gene Ontology annotation, cellular component: U5 snRNP; catalytic step 2 spliceosome. Gene Ontology annotation, biological process: mRNA splicing, via spliceosome; spliceosomal tri-snRNP complex assembly. Lineage: Eukaryota; Fungi; Ascomycota; Dothideomycetes; Pleosporales; Pleosporaceae. The coding region runs from base 1 to 7149 and encodes 2382 amino acids.